UUCGGUCUGAUUACUCUUCUCUUCUACUAUGAAGUUAAUAUUGCUUCUAUCAGCCCUGGCUUCGACCGGGUGGGCAGCAAGCAUCGCCCUGCCUGGUCCCUCUGCCACGACCAUCACUUCCUCCUACAUAACCACAAUCACUGACGUGAUCACGACGACCUCAGCAGUUGUGUCCACCUCGACAUUGUGUACAGUUGGGACAUCAUCACUGGGCGACCAAGCAGCAUGUUCUGACUACAUCUGGUCCACCAAAAGCCGCUAUGUGCAGGAAUAUUGCUCAGGCGGCGUCUCAAUCAGCGGCGGGACAAUAGCACAACCAUUGACUAUUUACGGACCUGAUUCGCCACGCCUCAAUGAUUGCUUUGCUCUAUGUGAAUUGGUGCCUAGUCAAUGUAAUGCUAUCAACUAUCAUGUGGCCGCGAGCAGCUGUGAAUUCUUGUGGGUCACUAACCCGACGUUCGUGUCUACCUCGGGUUAUCAGGCCCUCAUGGCCUAUACCACAAAUAUUUGCCUCGGAUCAUCCACUUCUUUCGAAACUGGCUAUUCCACCCAGAUCAUCACGAGCGAGGUGGUGACUGUCUAUACGAUCUUUUCUACUCCUACACCGACGCCUGCUUCGACAUCAAGAUCCACUCCUGCAGUGCCCACUUCUGCUUCCAGCUCUCCAGUAUCACCAUCUAGAUCUGCCUCCAGUGCUGCCUCGAGUUCUGCUUCAAGUUCUGCUUCAAGUUCUGCUUCAAGUUCUGCCUCCAGCUCUGCCUACACUGCAGUGGCUUCGUCUACCCCCGCUGCGUCUUCCGGUGCUCUGACUUCAAGUGUCAUUUCCAGUGGUUCAGCUCUUCCCCCGCCCAGCUCAAACAUCCUAUCCAUCACGUCUACCAUCUACACCACCGAGAUUGCGACUCUCUUUGGGUGUCCAGCUUGAUCUUCUAAUCUAUCUAGAUCCCUCUUUCCACUGCUAGCAGCUUGUUAGUACGGACUUGAUGUGCCUUACGUUCUGAUGCUUUAAGAGUAGAU
Molecule: messenger RNA, 1017 nt
Organism: Penicilliopsis zonata CBS 506.65
Lineage: Eukaryota; Fungi; Ascomycota; Eurotiomycetes; Eurotiales; Aspergillaceae
Exons: 1
Coding region: 29-925 (298 amino acids)
Source: RefSeq, a predicted model, not a curated record